AUGGACACAAUGGGCGGCAUUGUUUCGCAAAUGCCAUUUCUACGCUUCAUAAUACUAGAAUUAUCUGGUUACAAUGAUUUAAUGAGAAUAAUUCAGAAGCUUUGGGGUUUCCUAGACGAAGAGAUUAACAUCCAUGAAAGACAACUGUCCGAGAAUCAGCCACAUUUGGAUAUAAUUCUUUUGGAUUUUCAUAGUGUGUUAAACGAUGCAGCUUACUGGGAUCAUCCAGAAAAAUUUCAACCUCGACGAUUUUUCGAUGCAAAUAGUCGAUUCUGCCAAAAUAAUGCCAACAUACCAUUUGGCUUAGGUAAAAGAUGUUGUCCGGGUGAAAUGCUGGCCCGAACAUCCUUAUUUUUAUUCUUCGCCUACGUUAUACACUUACUUCGACAGUGAAGUUUUAUCGGAGCACGGCGAGCCGGAUCCAAAUGGACACGAUGGUUUCACUAUAUAUCAGCAAAACCUUAUUAUCUAA
Heterotrigona itama is the source of this 472-nucleotide messenger RNA. The record is from the annotation of a GenBank genome assembly. NCBI's taxonomy places the organism in Eukaryota, Metazoa, Arthropoda, Insecta, Hymenoptera, Apidae.